ACUUUUUCCUCUGACAUUCAUUUGCAAAGUAAAAAGACUGAGCGCUUGGCUGCAAAGACCCGGAGCUGCAAAAGAAUUCCACUGGGAGAAAACAAGCAGAAGGGAAGGUUUUUUUCCUCUAGCUUUCUCCUUCUGUGGCAACCCAUAUUUUUAAAUGCAGUUUUGGGAAUUUUGCAUGCAAAACAUUUGGGAAGUUUUACUUUCUUAAUGAAGAAAUUGCAGAAAAGCAUCCUUUUGUAUCCAGCUGCAGUUUUCCCCCGUUCCUUCAUCCAUCCAUCUUUCGCUCUCUGGAAGCGGACUUGUUUGCAGAAUUCCAAAGUUUGAGGAUACUUCUUACAGUCCAGUACAAAAACAACAGAAAAAACAAGAAGGGCUUGAAGUGACCCUGGCUCCUGUCAAAAUGGCUGAGGAGGUCCAGCCGGAUUCAGAUCUGCAGAUACCCGGUGGAAGUUUAUCCAUUCCAUCUUCGCCUGCCACAGUCAGGAACAACUGCGGCAUCAUGCCGCUCACACCCUCGCCUUCACCGAGGGUAGAGGUCAGACCCAGGGUGGCUUGUCCAUUCUCUGUUGUCAUUGCCAUAGACUUUGGGACGACCUCCAGCGGCUAUGCUUUCAGCUUUACGCAGGACUCCGAAGCCAUUCACAUGAUGAAACGCUGGGAGGGAGGCGACCCUGGAGUGGCCAAUCAGAAGAGCCCGACAUGUUUGCUACUGACUCCUGAUUUGCGGUUCCACAGUUUUGGGUUUGCAGCGCGAGAUUUCUACCACGACUUAGAUCCAGAGGAGGCCCAGCACUGGCUUUACUUUGAUAAAUUUAAAAUGAAGAUCCACAGCACAAGUGACCUGACAAUGGAGACGGAGCUGGAGGCUGUUAACGGUCGGAAGGUCAGGGCCAUCGAGGUGUUUGCACACGCACUCCACUUCUUCAGAGAACACGCGCUAAAGGAGGUGAAGGACCAGUCUUCAUCAGUGCUGGAAGGAGAGGAUAUCAGAUGGGUGAUCACCGUCCCAGCUGUGUGGAGACAACCAGCCAAGCAGUUUAUGAGAGAGGCCGGGUACCUGGCUGGACUGGUGUCUCCUGACUGUCCCGAGCAGCUCCUCAUCGCUCUGGAGCCCGAAGCAGCCUCAAUAUACUGUCGGAAACUCCGCCUCCACCAGGUGAUCGACCUGAGCAUGCUGCCAAUCACAAACGGCCUGGACCUGGAUGGGACCCGGCCCUUCGACUCCAGCUUCAGACAAGCGAGGGAGCAGCUGAGGCGGUCCAGAUACAGCAGGACCUUUCUGGUGGAGAGUGGGACUGGGGAGCUAUGGUCCGAACUGCAGACCGGUGAUAGGUACGUCGUUGCAGACUGUGGAGGAGGAACAGUUGACCUGACGGUUCAUCAGAUUGAACAGCCGCAGGGAACACUUAAAGAGCUCUACAAAGCCUCAGGCGGUCCAUACGGUGCAGUCGGGGUCGACCUUGCCUUCGAAGCCAUGCUGUGCCAGAUCUUCGGCGAGGACUUCAUACAUAGCUUCAAAGCCAAGCGGCCGGCGGCCUGGGUGGACCUCAUGAUUGCAUUCGAAGCGAGGAAACGGACCGCGUCGCCAGGAAGAACCAACGCCCUGAAUAUCUCUCUGCCCUUCUCUUUCAUUGACUUCUACAAGAGACACAGAGGACAGAGUGUGGAGGCUGCCCUGAGGAGGAGCAAUAUGAACAUUGUGAAGUGGUCGUCCCAGGGGAUGCUGCGGCUGACGCAGGAAGCAAUGAAUGAGCUCUUCCAGCCCACCAUCAGCAAUAUAGUCAAACAUAUAGAGGAAUUGAUGGGGAAGCUGGAGGUGCGCGGUGUGCGCUUCUUGUUCCUGGUUGGUGGUUUUGCAGAGUCCCCAAUGUUACAGAAAGCAGUCCAGAAGGCACUGGGAAGGACCUGCCGUAUCAUCAUCCCCCAUGAUGUUGGCCUGACCAUCCUGAAGGGUGCCGUUCUCUUUGGACUGGAUCCCACUGUGGUCAGAGUGCGACGGUGCCCUGUGACCUAUGGGGUUGGUGUCCUGAACCGGUUCGUGGGGGGACGGCACCCUCGGGAUAAGCUCCUCAUCAAAGACGGCCGUGAGUGGUGCACGGACAUCUUCGACCGCUUCGUCUUCGUCGAUCAGUCUGUGGCUUUGGGAGAGGUCAUUCGACGAAGCUACACGCCUGCCCGGGUGGGCCAGCGAAAGAUCAUCAUCAACAUCUACUGCAGUGUCACAGAUGACAUCACCUACAUCUCCGACCCCGGCGUCAGGAAGUGUGGGACAAUAACCUUAGACUUACCGGAAUCAUCAGCGCCACCUGGAGCGGUGGGUGAAGCAGGCGCAGCAGUGGCGGGGCCAGAAAGGAGAGAGAUCAGGGCCACCAUGCAGUUUGGAGAUACAGAGAUCAAAGUCACGGCUGUUGACGUCAUGUCGAACAGGUCUGUCCGGGCCUCCAUAGACUUCCUGUCCAACUAAGGUGGAGCAGCUUGCAGAGACUUGAAACCAACCAAAACUGAUUUAACUCAUAUGUCAGGGUUUUUGAUGUGCAGUCAGUGUUUAACAUUUUCUCGAACCCUCUCUGAGUUUAUCCAUCCAGACCUCCAGAGGAGAUACGCUUUCAGUGGAGACCACAGCAUAAACUCGUCCAACAUUUCCUGCACAGAAACUCUUCAAAGAAACAGAAACACUCUUUGAUGCCAUAGAAGCAUCCUGGAACAAACUUACCCUUCAUAUUGCUUACCUUCACCAAGAAGUAUUUCAAGUUCAGACUGAAUCACCUAAAGACCUUACAAAGUAUGCUACCUAGAGUGAGAUUCAGCCACGUUUAUUUUAUCCUCAUAUGAUACCCAAUACCUCAUUUAAAUCCUCAUUUGAAACAUUUCUGGACUUAUUUUCUUUUACAAGGUAGUGCUUCAUCUAGUGGUAAGAUGGCAUAACUACAAGCUAAAAAAAGAUUGCAUUUGUUGAAAGUGGUUGAGGAUUGUGGCAUUAUAACAUUUAAAGGUCUAUUACAUUUUAAAGUCUUUGCCAUAUGACUGCUACUGUGUUCAAUAUAACUUGAUUUAUUUAGUCCUAAUGAAACCAGGUCAGUUCUUAAAACUUUUCCAUGUUUUAAAACAUUCCAAGAAAAGCUUUUUUUUAUAUUAUUUUACAUAAUUUUAUGCAGAAACUGCCUCAGUACAGUUCCUGGACAUCAGUGAAGAUGAUUGAAUCAGAUGUCUAACGGAUGUGCCGAGAGGGAAAUACAGAUUUAAGCUGUGAUGGGUUUCUUUUAUUAUAGUGGAGCCAGAAUAUCAGCCAAAAAUUCCAGUAAAAAACUUCUCCGUGUUAUACUCAGCCGUUUUCUUCUUCCAAACUUGACUGGUUGAGCAGAAUUUGGGUCUCAUCUCAUUCAUUCUCCCAAGCCUGAGACUAACCAGUUCACAUGCCUUCUCCAGCAGGGGGAGAACACAUUAAAGUGCAUUGUAGCAUGUUGUGUUUCUAAUGGUGUUAAAGUGGUCCAAACUAGAUCAUUAAAACAUUCCUUUAGGGGAGCUGAUGCAUGAGGCAUGAGGCCUUGCAUGGAGCUCCAGACUCCUCCACAUUACUGCACCAGCUGUUGAAAUUUGUUCCCCAAGCUUCUUGCUAAAGGUCUUUAGCCCAAUUCCAGCCUUGUGCAGAUCUCGGAUCUUGGCUCCGGCAUCCUUUGACGGCUGUUCGGUCAUGUGGUUGUUAGAGGCCAAUUUCUAAUGCAAAUGAACGUGCAAAUAAAUAAUUGUGUGUCUUGUUCCUUUUAAAAAGAAACAACUGAAAACAGAGACUGUUCUUUUAUUAUUGGGCAAACUAACAAAAUCUACAGAAGACCUAAUAAUUAUCCUCCCAGACUCUUCUUGGUUCUUUACCUGCUAAGUUUCUCUACAGGAACCAAAAGUGUCAGAACUUUGCCAAGAAAAGAUCUUCAUGGGGCUAAGAGGGGUGGGAAUAAUACUUCCUUUUCACGACUUUGAUCCAAAACCAAAGAUUAUCAGUUACUGCAUUUUUAUAAGGUUUCGCAAAGAUGUCUUUCUGUAUAAAUUUGACUGAUUAGCCAACUGUUGGCAAUGUAAGUUUGAUGUUAAGUCUGCAAGUAAAACAAGCUCGAUGGCAUGGAAGAUGAGUAAAGAAACACUCAGUUGUUCCUGAAAAGCAAAAUAAAUUGUACGUAAUUCUCUAAGGCCUGACCUUAAAUAAAAACACCGUUACUUUUUGGUGGCUGGUGACUAACACCGUUGGUGCACAUAAAUAAAAUGAAACGACAAAAAACGGCAAGUUUAAAGAUCCAUAAACCUUUUUUUUCCUCGCUGUCUGACAUUAAAUCAGAUUAAACCUUUACCAAAAUGA
Molecule: messenger RNA, 4348 nt
Organism: Girardinichthys multiradiatus
Lineage: Eukaryota; Metazoa; Chordata; Actinopteri; Cyprinodontiformes; Goodeidae
Gene: hspa12b
Product: heat shock protein 12B
Exons: 14
Coding region: 401-2464 (687 amino acids)
Source: RefSeq, a predicted model, not a curated record